Messenger RNA from Plasmodium reichenowi, 813 nucleotides. RefSeq lists its product as hypothetical. Gene Ontology annotation, cellular component: Golgi medial cisterna; cis-Golgi network; SNARE complex. Gene Ontology annotation, molecular function: SNAP receptor activity. The coding region runs from base 1 to 813 and encodes 270 amino acids. Gene Ontology annotation, biological process: vesicle fusion; endoplasmic reticulum to Golgi vesicle-mediated transport. The record is from RefSeq and is a predicted model, not a curated record. Lineage: Eukaryota; Apicomplexa; Aconoidasida; Haemosporida; Plasmodiidae. The transcript has a single exon.
AUGGAACAAAAGUAUGGGAUUGUAAAUGAUGAUGAGAAAUUGAACGAAUAUAAUGACAGUAUAAGAUAUCGAGAAUACAAGAAAUAUAUAAGAAAUGUUCAGUUGAAUUUUGAGAAGAUAUUAACAGAAUUUAAUGAUAAUAUUAAUAAAUAUGACAAUAGUUAUAAGAAUAGAAUUCCGAAUAAACAAGAAGAAGAUGAGAUAAAUGAAUUUUUAUUAAAAAAUAAGAAAAAAAUACAAGAUUUAGAAUAUUUACAUAAAGAUGGAAUACAAAAUUUAGAUACGAUGAAAAAAUAUUUUAAUAAAUAUAGUACUUAUUCUAUAGAAAUUACAAGAUAUUUUAGUAUAUUUGAUAAAUUUAAAAUACAGUUACAAACUAUGAAAAAUAGUAUGGAUAAAGCAUAUUUUCAUAAUAAUAUAUAUUUAAAAAAAAAAAAAGAAAAUAUGAAUAAUAUAAAUAAUACAUCUAUCUUUGAUGGGAAUAAUAAAAAUAAAAAUAUUAAUAAAAAUAAUAAUAAUAAUAAUAAUAAUAAUAUGAGUCAUGUUUUUAGCGAAAGAAUAGCGUUGGAAAAUUCUCUUAGCGAAUUGGAUAAUAUGUUAUCUGUAGGUGAAAGUACUACAUUUCAAUUGAAACUUCAGAAUAAUAAUAUCAUAAAACAACUUAAAAAAAUGAAUACAUUUAAUAAGUAUAUACCACAAAUACAAAAAAUUCUGAAAAAAAUUAAAUAUUAUAGUUUUAAAAGGGUUAUCAUUUUAUCUAUAACAAUAUCUAUAUGUAUUUUUAUAUUUUGUAUAUUCAAAUUGGGUAAAUGA